This is a messenger RNA of Acipenser ruthenus (sterlet), 1184 nucleotides long. RefSeq names its product small integral membrane protein 44. The record is from RefSeq and is a predicted model, not a curated record. NCBI's taxonomy places the organism in Eukaryota, Metazoa, Chordata, Actinopteri, Acipenseriformes, Acipenseridae. The transcript is spliced from 2 exons. The coding region runs from base 129 to 569 and encodes 146 amino acids.
UCCUUUAUAUUAGGCACACUUCAUUUGGAAAUUCAACUGAAAAAAAAAAAUCUCAAAAGAGAAAAAUCUGAGCCGCGUACAAGACUGAUAGAGACUUCUCAGACAGUUUGAGCUGUCUUUUAUAAAGAAUGGACGAAGAACUAGACCCUGAAGCAGAAGAGUACAAGGUUGUGUUUGAAGAUUACAAGCCCCCCUCUCGGGACGCAAUCUACCUGCCCAAUUAUAUCACCUACCUGGUGAUCGCUGCGGCGAUCGUCAUUACUGUGUUGUACGCCAUUAUCGGCCAUCUAAUCAAGGAUCUUAUACACGAUUUAACAGACACGCUGUUUGGACCGGAUCCAGAUCACACAAAGACACCGAUCAGAAGAAACAGUGACAGGUUCGGGGAGGAGUGGAUGCUGAAAAGCAAUGACGGGGAUGGCGCCGAUGAUGAUGCCCGUUUGUACUUUGAGAGGAAUAAGGAAAUCCCGAUUAUCCGGGUGAUAUAUGAAGAUAUGGAGCCACGGCAUUCGCGAUCCGGUCCGCGGGUGAUGUUUGGGAAGCCUGUGGAUAAUUCAUCUGUGUUCUAGCUAAAAUAUUAUUAAUGCUUCAAGUUGUCAGGCACAUUUAAUAAUUACACAUAAUCCAAUAUAUGUAUAUAUAUGUGUGUAUAUAUAUAUAUGUGUGUAUAUAUAUAUAUAUAUAUAUAUAUAUAUAUAUAUAUAUAUAUAUAUAUAUAUAUAUAUUCAGGGCAAUCAGAAAGUAAGUUUACACAUCAACACACCAUAUCAUUGAUGUGAUAAACUUACUUUCUAAUCACCCUGUAUAUAUAUAUAUAUAUAUAUAUAUAUAUAUAUAUAUAUAUAUAUAUAUAUAUAUAUAUAUAUAUAUAUACACAAUAUUACAUUUUUUUUAAUUUAUAUUUUAUUUGAACCCACCUUAAGCAAUGCAGACGGGACCACAAAAUGUUAACAACUGAUAUACCAUUGCACACAUCUCACAGUGAAUUCGUUCUUAUAACUGUGUAACAAAUAUAUAUUGUAAGUAUUUUCAUUAUUAUUGAUCUUAAUCACCCCCCCCAACAAAAACUAAUGAUGACAAAGAGCCAGAAUAGGGAGUAUCAGGUUUAAAUACCACAUGUGUAGCUUUAAUACAUUAUGGUUGCUUAGCGAUUUGCAUCUUAAUAAAAUACAUUUGGAACUAAA